GUAUGAUAUGUCCACUCACAAGAUACUGGGUUGUCCAUUUUGUGGGAACCGCAUGGUUUCGGUGACAAACUCGUUGGCGACUCUAUACCCCGAUAUCGCAUCGCAGUGGCAUCCGACAAAGAAUGGAGAUGUGCAACCCUCUAAAAUCCUUCCCAAUUCGAGCUUCAACGCUUGGUGGAAGUGUUCGAAUGGAGAGGAUCAUGAAUGGAGACGCGUAGUGUCUCACCGUGUGUUUCCACGUUCUCCAAAUGAGGGGAAGUGCCCAUUCUGCCAGCGAGUGGAUCUUCAUUCUCAAAGCUUGGCGAUUUGCAGACCUGAUUUAGCAAAAGAAUGGGACUACGCGCUGAACGGAGAAUUGACUCCGUUUAUGGUUACAAAGAGUAGUUCAAAACGUGUUUGGUGGGUGUGUGAGAAUGGCCAUCAUUACCAAAGCACGGUUUACAAUCGAGGAAGCACGCACAAUACGGGUUGUCCGAUUUGUUUAGGAAGAAAGGUGAGCGAAGAAACCAGUCUGGCUCGCUGCCAGCAGUUGCUUCCCUUUCUUGAUAUGACCAAAAACGGAGAUUUGAAUCCUUCCCAAUUCUCCAUUCACAGUCGAAAGGCGCUGUAUUGGCGCUGUCCAGAAGGAGAAACAGACCAUUCAAAGCGGGAUCAUAAAUGGCGCUGCUCGGUGAAUGAGAUGCUACACGUUUAUAAUGGAGAGUGUCCGUAUUGCAGUCGCAUUUUGGUGUUUGAGGGGAAUCCAGAGAGAGAAAAGAGAGGAACGAAGUCGAAUGGAACUAGUACGAGUAGUGGUAAUAGUAGGAAGAAUCGUUGCUACGAAUUGAUUUGUGUAGAAAGAAAGGCAAAGAUGGUGUCUGGAAAGGCUCGAAGAAGAGUGUUUGAUAUCGAUGGGCUAAUUGAAACGAUGCAAGCAAAUGAAACAAAUGUAGAAUGA
Blastocystis hominis is the source of this 937-nucleotide messenger RNA. RefSeq lists its product as hypothetical. Lineage: Eukaryota; Bigyra; Opalinata; Blastocystidae. The record is from RefSeq and is a predicted model, not a curated record. The coding region runs from base 368 to 937 and encodes 189 amino acids. The transcript is spliced from 2 exons.